Erythranthe guttata (spotted monkey flower) is the source of this 2551-nucleotide messenger RNA. Its product is annotated as Threonyl-tRNA synthetase. Gene Ontology annotation, biological process: threonyl-tRNA aminoacylation. Gene Ontology annotation, cellular component: mitochondrion; chloroplast; cytoplasm. Lineage: Eukaryota; Viridiplantae; Streptophyta; Magnoliopsida; Lamiales; Phrymaceae. Gene Ontology annotation, molecular function: threonine-tRNA ligase activity; ATP binding. The record is from RefSeq and is a predicted model, not a curated record.
UACAUUUACUAAUUCCAAAUUUCUGAAAAAUAGGGUUUAGUUACUAUUUUAUGCUCUUCUCUAUUUGGCGACGACUCCCAAUCUCUCUCCCCCGUCCUGCGCCGCAUUGCUAUUUCCGCCACCGCCGCCUGUCCUUGUUCGCGAUGGGAGACUCUCCCGCCGGCAGUAAGCCUAAGGCUAAACCUAACCAAACCUCUGCUCCACCGGCCUUCGUCAAAGAUGAAGAUUAUCUUCAGCGUGUCGUUCCCAAACGGAUAGCGAUGUUCGAAACAAUCUUAAAUGAACAAACCCUCAGUCGCCUCCAGCUUUCUCCCGACCCAAUCAAGAUUACGUUGCCGGAUGGGAAUGUGAAGGAAGGCAAAAAAUGGAACACGACGCCGCUCGAUGUGGCGAAAGAGAUAUCAAAGAGCUUGGCCGCGAACGCUCUGAUUGCGAAGGUGGAUGGGGUUUUAUGGGAUAUGUCUCGGCCUUUUGAAGGAGAUUGCAAGCUAGAGCUGUUUAACUUUGAUACGGAUGAAGGCCGCGAUACCUUCUGGCAUUCGAGUGCGCACAUUCUCGGCGAGUCAUUGGAGCAGGCAUAUGGAUGCCGAUUAUGCAUUGGGCCGUGCACCACAAGAGGGGAUUUGAAGGGUUUUUACUAUGAUGGAUUUUAUGGUGACCUGGGAUUGAAUGAGGAUCAUUUCAAACACAUUGAGGCGGCUGCAAAGAAAGCUGUUGAUGAAAAACAAAGUUUCCAGCGCAUUGAAGUCACAAGGAAUCAGGCCCUUGACAUAUUUUCAGAAAAUCAUUUCAAGGUCGAGAUUAUUAACGACUUACCAGAGGAUGCAACUAUCACAGUGUACAGAUGUGGUCCGUUAGUUGAUCUAUGUCGCGGACCACAUAUACCAAAUUCUUCCUUUAUUAAAGCAUUUAGCUGUUUGAAGGCUUCAUCUGCUUAUUGGCGAGCAAAAAAAGAGCGUGAAAGCUUGCAAAGAGUUUAUGGCAUAUCCUUCCCAGAUCAAAAACGAUUGAAGGAAUACAAGGCCAUGCUGGAAGAAGCUAAGAAAUAUGACCACAGAGAACUGACAAAAAAACAAGAGCUUUUCUUUUUUCACCCUCUGAGCCCCGGAAGCUGUUUUUUCUUACCUCAUGGUGCUCGAGUUUGCAACAAAUUGCUGGAAUUUAUAAGGAGUCAGUACUGGAAGAGAGGUUAUGAAGAGGUGUGGAGUCCAAAUAUGUACAAUAUGCAGCUAUGGGAAACGUCUGGCCAUGCUGCUAACUAUAAGGAGAAUAUGUUUGUGUUUGAGGUGGAUAAACAAGAAUUUGGACUCAAACCAAUGAACUGCCCUGGUCAUUGUUUAAUAUUUGAUCAUAGAGUCCGUUCAUAUCGAGAACUUCCACUUCGCCUGGCUGAUUUCGGGGUACUGCAUCGGAAUGAAUUAAGUGGUGCACUUUCUGGGUUGACUCGUGUCAGGAGAUUUCAGCAGGAUGAUGCUCAUAUCUUCUGCAAAGAAUCCCAGAUUAAAGAUGAAAUCAAGGGUGUUUUAGAAUUCAUCAGUUACGUGUACAAAGUAUUUGGCUUCACUUUUGACCUGAAGUUAUCGACGAGACCAGAGAAAUAUCUUGGAGACAUAGUGACAUGGGAUAAGGCAGAAGCUGCUCUUGAAGAGGCACUAAAUGAGUUUGGGAAGCCCUGGAAGAUAAAUGAGGCCGAUGGAGCAUUUUACGGGCCAAAGAUUGACAUCACUGUUUUUGAUGCAAUGGGAAGAGACUUUCAAUGUGCAACUUUGCAGUUGGACUUCCAAUUGCCUGCUCGAUUCAACCUCUCCUACUCAGCCGAAGAUGAAACGAAGAGAGAGAGGCCAGUCAUGAUUCACAGAGCUGUUUUGGGCUCUGUAGAAAGAAUGUUCGCGAUACUUUUGGAGCACUACAAAGGCAAAUGGCCUUUUUGGCUGAGUCCCCGCCAAGCAAUAGUUUGUCCAGUUUCUGAGAAGUCGCAACAAUAUGCACUAGAGGUACGGGAUCGCAUACAUGAUGCUGGAUUUUAUGUUGAUGUUGACACGACAGACAGAACAAUUAAUAAAAAGGUACGGGAAGCUCAAAUGGCACAGUACAACUAUAUAUUAGUUGUUGGAGAGAAAGAAGUUGGAACAGGACAGGUUGCUGUGCGAGUUAGAGACAUCAAUGAUGCUAACCUCCAGAGCAUUGAUGAUGUUUUGAACCGUUUCAAGGAUGAAACUGCUUCCUUUAAGUAGCAUGCAUGCUUUAGUAUCUACUCGAUCGGCAUAGGUGUGUUCUCAAGUCGGUUGUGUGUCAUUUUUGAACUGUCCAAACAUUUGAAAGAAAAAAUAGAAGAGAAUUAUUUAAAUAGUUUCGAUUGAGUUUGAGCUAAUACUGUUGGCAUAGUUACUACCAUAACACGUCUGCGUUUUUUAGGUGCUUUUCCAUGAUUAUUCAUUUAAUGUUUUGCAUCUGGUUAAAAUGCUGCUUUGUGUACCGCAAUAUUUUGCCAUGACAUUGUGGGAAGAUGUCAAAUUAUUGUUACAGGCAGACUUCGUGCCAAUGGUUGCAA